Molecule: messenger RNA, 2982 nt
Organism: Cordyceps fumosorosea ARSEF 2679
Lineage: Eukaryota; Fungi; Ascomycota; Sordariomycetes; Hypocreales; Cordycipitaceae
Product: capsular associated protein
Exons: 3
Coding region: 1-2982 (993 amino acids)
Source: RefSeq, a predicted model, not a curated record
AUGGAUGCAUUUUCCCUGGUGCACAUUGCGCCUCUGAGGCAAGAAAUGCCAAUCAACCAACUCUCUCAUUCACAACAGCUCACAAGUCUUCCAACAGCACCGUCAUAUCUCUGUGGUCGACCACAUCUAUCAGCCAUUCUGCUCCUGGUUCUGUCGUCUGGCUGCUGCUAUCUCAUCGCGCACCUCAUAACGACAAGGCCUUCGAUAGCAGCCCUGUUCAGCGCCCGUCAACGGCGGCGCAAAUCAGUGUCCCUUCUCGACGGCGACGACGACGCCAAUGCCGCCGCCAGCUCCCGGAAUGGCCUGGAAGAGCCGCGCCCGAGUCGCCCCGGAAGAUGGGGCGUCAUGGUACUAGCCGGCUCUCUCGCGAUCCGCGUCGAGCUUUUCCUCUUUGUUCGGACGCAGCAGCAUUGCCGCUCUUUUGGGUUUGAGUUCUGGCUCUGGCCGGCACUUGUCGUCUACCAAUACACCUCGUCUCGGGACAAGCUCCAGAGCGUCAAGUAUGGGGAUGCCGAUAACCCAUGGCACAGCGAGUUCCAUGAUUGGGUCUCGUGGAUCGAAAGCGACAAGAUGCGCCAUGUGAACCACUUGAUCAUCUCAUUUCUGUUUGCCGUAGCAGCCAGUGCCGCUGCGAAUCAAUUCGCUCCGUCGCCGUACAUGUGUAUACCAUCGAUAGACAGUCCUUCUUUGGUGUCUUAUUCUCAUAUGGGAAUGCUACUACUCGACAUUACUAUUGCCAUACUAUCCUGGCAGCAAUUGACUUGGGGAAAGCAGGCGAAAGAUCACCUGAAGACCGCUUCCAAGGUCCUUGCACUCGGCGCCUUUUCCAUCCUCGUGUUCGAUACACUUCGAUCCUUUAGGGGGUUCGUUCAAGACACCAGCGGCGAGGUCGCCCUCACAUAUAACUUCAACAUCAUGAUUGACAGCCUGGCACUGUCAGUCUUGAUUAUUUCAGCUUCUCUGUGGAUAUGCGACACAAAUCUUACCGGACCAGUCGGUAUCUUGACCUCCAUCGCGGGUCUUUGGCAAGUAAUCGUGAACGCAGGUCGAUACGGUGAAUGGGAUUAUCUUGACAGAGCUCCCGUGCUGCUCCCGCUGUUCGUAGCAACAGGCACUACGAUAUGCUUCACCUACGCGCAGCAUCUUAGAAACGUUGUGCAUCUUCCCCGCGGGCUGUUCAACUGGGUCGUCUUCCUGAUCGCCUUGGUGACCACUCUGCACGCCCUUUUGGCCACCGUGCCGGUGUAUGACGGACAGCACCCCAUCAACCAGAUUAUGUACGACAGCGAGAUUAGCUACAGACACUGGCUAGUCAAGGGCUCUACCAGCAGCACUUCCAGCACUGCCAUCAGAAUCUACGAGGACCGACACGGCGGUCGCAAGGCGCCUCCGCAGUACAAGGAGUGGUAUGCGCAACUGCGACGCGCCAAAAUUAGAGACAACUUCCCACAGAUUGACGAGGACCUGGAGCCCUUUUGGCACCUGAGUCCAGCGCAGGUGCGCGCGGCCGUAGAGGAGGCCGCUCAGCUUCCCGGCGUCGCAACAAUUGUCAUCAAAAACGGCGAGGCCUCCAUCGGUCGCAAUGAUGCUGGUGGUGCAGGCGCAGACGUCAUGCUCACGCGACUUGUGCACAUGGCCAACAACUUCUCGUCCCACCUCCCUGACAUGACUCUCCCCAUCAACCUGGCCAAGUCGCCUCGAAUCUUGCCAAGGUGGGAGGCUCGGCGGUCAUACAGCCGCGCGUCAGACGAUGCCGCCGCCGCCGCCGCCGUCGCCGCUGCUGCUGAUGUCAUCGCGGGGAGAUCUGCCCGCCAAGCCGAGAUGUCAGCACUGGCCCACGAGACCCAUGUGGUCGAAGAGAGGGGAACCGAAAACGAGGGACCGGGAAGUCAGAAUGCCAUCUCGGCAGCCGAAUUUCGCGCCAUGCUGCGACAAGCCUGCCCGCCGAAUUCCGCCUCUCGCGCGAAUCCCUACUGGAAUACGGCCGGGUUCUGCAGAGGAUGCGCGCGGGGCCACUCGAGCGUGCAGCUCAUGUCAGAUUGGGAAAAGUCGCUAGACUCUCUCUGCUCACAGCCCGAUCUCAAGAACCUCCACGGGUUCUACAUGACGGCACCUGACGUAAGACCAGUACAGAAGCUGCUACCCCUCUUCAGCCUCUACAAGGCGGCGCACUUUGCAGACAUAUUGUUGCCACUAUGGCCUGAAGAGGCAGCUCCAGCUGAGGCGGGGGAGGUAGGUGACGCGCUAGAUGAGCCGUUUUUGGACCGAUCAGACAACGUAUCCUGGGCUGGCUCCAUCGGUCAGAAUCCUAUUACGCCAGAAUAUCUACGCGGCCACCACAAACUGCGCCUGCUGGGCCAGCUGACCCUACCGCGCGCAACAGACAAAACGACGCUGAUCAAGCCGAUUAUGGUUGACGAGGUGCGACGGUGGCUGUACGCCAAGCGGUCAACGGCAGCAGUGAAUAGCAAACUGCCGCUCGACGUGGGCAUCUCAGACUAUACGGCAUGCGCCGGGCACAAUUGCGAUGCCGUGAAGCAGCUCUUUGGCGGUGAGUUCCACCUGCCAAGGGCGAGCGACAGGACCAAGAUUGUGCUGCUCCUGGAUGAGGAUAACGGUCCUAGUGCGGGGACGUUGCGGGCGCUGCGGACCGAGACGAUGCCCGUCAUCUCUACCAUCUUCAAGACGUGGUACACGUCGCGGCUCAGACCGUGGGUGCACUUUGCGCCGCUGGACGUGCGCUAUCAGGCGCUGCACACGACACUGUCGUACUUUACCGUGCUCGAGGACCGCCGGGACAGCGGCGUCAUGGACUCGAGGGGUAUCGCGCAGCAGGGCAAGUCGUGGGCCAAGGAAGCACUCCGGGAACGUGACCAGGAGCUGUACUUUUCUCGACUGCUGAUGGAAUGGGCGAGGCUGAUCGAUGAUAGACGUGACGAGUUGGGUGUAAGCACAGCGGCAGCUCCAGUAAAACACGGUUAG